AUGUCGAAGCAGGCUGAUCCAGAGGCGAUUUCCAAUUUCCUUGCAAACCAGCGAGAUGAAGCACCCAUCGAACUUCAACACAUCUUCCUCUCAUUUGAAGAUCUUUGGGAACGGAAGCUGUGGCAUCAACUGACAGACACACUUCUGGAAUAUUUUUCCAACCCAGAAAGCACUGCUCAGAGAUUACCGAUCUACAAUACCUUUAUCAUCAGCUUCGCUGACAAGAUCAACCAACUUAAACUGGUGAAAUUGGCCUUGAGUGCUUCUGCACAAAUCAAAGAUGAUACCGAACGAAGUCAGUUUCUCAAGUCCCUGGCGGAGAGAGUGGACAAGCCAGAUUCUGAAGAAGCGCAUGUUUACACCGUCACCGAACUCGCCAGCGUGUACCUAAGAUUAGGCGAAUCAUCAAAAGCAAGAGAACAACUCGAUAAAGCCCAAAAGACACUGGAUCAAUUCGAUUUCGUCGAGAACGUUGUUCACGCAGCUUUCUACUGUGUUAAUGCCGAUUAUUUCCAAGCCGAAAGCGAUUACACGUCGUACUACAGAAAUUCCCUCCUCUACCUUGCAUGCAUAGACGAGUCCGAGUUGACACCUGAGCAACAACAACACAGAGCAUAUGACCUAGCAAUCGCGGCGCUUGUGUCGGACACGAUCUACAAUUUUGGAGAGCUUCUAUUGCAUCCCAUUCUCGACGUUCUCAAACCACCACACCCAAAAUCAUGGUUGCGCGAUCUUCUCUUUGCUUUCAAUCGCGGAGAUUUGGCAGCUCUUGAUCGGAUGUCAAAUAAUCUGAGCCAAGAUGAGAUUCUCGAAUCACAUCGACUAUUUCUGUGGCAGAAGAUCAACCUGGCCGCACUGACCGAAUUAGUCUUCAAACGACCACCACACGAUCGUGCAAUGACUUUCAAGACAAUUAGUCAAGAAACAAAUGUGAAGCCCGAUGAAAUUGAACACUUGGUCAUGAAGGCCUUGAGUUUAGGUCUAUUGAGAGGAAAGAUUGAUCAAGUUGCUGGUAUUGCGAGGAUCAACUGGGUCCAACCCAAAGUUCUGGAACGAAGUCAGAUUGAGGGUAUGAGAAUUCGACUCAAGGAAUGGGACAGCAAUGUCAAUGAUUUGGGUCAUUGGAUAGAAGGCGUUGGCAAAGAUGUUUGGGCAGCAUGA
Messenger RNA from Rhinocladiella mackenziei CBS 650.93, 1161 nucleotides. RefSeq lists its product as uncharacterized. Bases 1 to 1161 code for a protein of 386 amino acids. The record is from RefSeq and is a predicted model, not a curated record. Gene Ontology annotation, molecular function: structural molecule activity. The transcript has 2 exons. Gene Ontology annotation, cellular component: nucleus; proteasome regulatory particle, lid subcomplex; cytosol. Gene Ontology annotation, biological process: ubiquitin-dependent protein catabolic process. NCBI's taxonomy places the organism in Eukaryota, Fungi, Ascomycota, Eurotiomycetes, Chaetothyriales, Herpotrichiellaceae.